Molecule: messenger RNA, 2313 nt
Organism: Anopheles merus
Lineage: Eukaryota; Metazoa; Arthropoda; Insecta; Diptera; Culicidae
Exons: 5
Coding region: 361-717 (118 amino acids)
Source: RefSeq, a predicted model, not a curated record
GUAGCAGACUCACUUUUGGAGCGCAACAGUUGACGCAAGAAUACGCCGACACGUGUUUGUAGAUUGCUCAUUGGUCCGUAGUGUGUGCUUUUGGUGCUGUGUUUUGUGUGUUUGUGUGUGUGUGUGUGUGUGUGUGUGUGAACGCAUCUAAAUCGAACAAUUGUCUCUAGGUUGUAGCGAGAUUUCAUCACGCUAAGAAACGACACCGGCAGACGACGGUAAGACGUGAAAGAGUGCCACUCUUUUGCAACAGGAACAGCACAGCACAGAGGAAAUAAGCCCAGACUAAGGAGCGGCUGCGAAAAGUGCACCGAAUCUUUCCCGAAAGCAACAACCAUCAUCUUCCCACCGACAGCAUCCAUGGCUGCCCCGGCGACACCUUCGCGACAGAUACUCUUCGUCCUGGCGCUAUUGUUUGUCGUGAAGCUGGGCACCGGUCGACCGCAAAAUGCAAUCGAUAAUCAGGAUCUGCCCGAGAUAAAUCCGAACGAGCUGCGGAAACUCUACACAAACUACAACUCAUACGUAUCGAACCAGCUGGACAACUAUGGGCUGGAUCCGUUACAGCUGCAAUUGUUGGCGCAGUACGCUCAGAGCAAUGCCAUCAGCGGCGGCGGUGGUGGUGGCUGGGAUCAGCUCUACCGGGCACCAGAAAUGAAGCGCCAAAUUCGAUACCGUCAGUGUUACUUCAAUCCCAUCUCCUGCUUCAAGAAGUAAGGGCCCCAUCGUCGUCCCAUUGCCCCAUCGUUUACCGCCACCUGCAGAAACCAUGUCCUCGAGGGAAGAGGGUGCCCGGCACACAGCAGCGGAGCAAGAGUCACGCCGGUCACGUUCCUCCCAGUUCCUUUCAAUCUUCCAUCCCCCGUAGUAGUGUAAGCUCCUGUUCGGCCUUUGCCAGCAUCUCUAUCCAGUCGCGUUAGCCGUGCAACACAAGUAAAAAGUGAAUUCUUACAGGGGAGGAGGGAAAGACUGUCCCCAAAGAAGGUAGCGCAGGCAGGUUGGAGAAAGAGGCGGUUAGGAAGGCGUAAGAUAACGUUUCGUAAUGUUUGUUGAUUUUCGAAAUGGAACGAAACAAAAAUAUACACAAAAAAGGAAUACAACCAUGAAUCAUACACGCAAAAAGACAAGCAAAAACUAAAAAAAAAAGACAAAACACAAAAAAACUAAAACCACGUACACAAGACCUCGUGUCUUCGAGAUCUUCUUCGGCAUCGGUUGCUGCUAAUCUAUUUGAUGUGACAGGGAUGUUUGUAAAUGUUUAAAGCCAUAUUUUAUCCACGAAAUACUAGCGCUCGAUAGUGAGAAGGGAAACAAGGAAUGGACAUUUUAGAGAAGAAGAUGUGAAACCAGCAAACGAAAGACUAUUGUAGGAAAAAAGAACAACCAAAAAACAAAAAAAGAAGAUGGAAUAAUAUGGCGAGUCUAUUAGAACAUACACUCUCUAGCAAAUAAAACCAAAAAGCCCCUAUUGCCAUUUUCUCUCUUUGCAGUGAAAUUCACAAUAUAUGUAACUAUGUGUAAACUAAUUCAGAAGGUUGAAUGGUUGCGGCAGGAAAAGAAUAUAGAUUUCAAACAAACAAGCAAACAAAAUGCUCCACCAAAAACAAUCCUCCAGCGCUCCCAGCAUAAAGCGAUGGGUUUUGUUUAGGUGGAAAUUGUAUCGCACACAUUUAAAGCAAUGUUAUGUUUCUGUUAUGUUUCAUCAUUUUCCUACAGCACAGUACGGAAGCUAAAUAGCUCACACACACAUUUCACAACCACUUCUCAGCUAUCCGGUUUCGUUACCGUAAGUGUCAGAGCUAUGGAAGGAGUGUAGAAGGAAGCUAUUUCGAUAUGCGUGUAGUGUGUGUUUGGUACAUAACAGAAAGACUGUAAUCGUUUGAUGGACGGACAAGACGGACAGUGCGUGCGGAAGUACCGCAAUCUCAGAAUGAUUUGUGAUGAAUAAGGCGACUGGCCAUUUCUAAUACGCAAAUCAACUGCUAGCCAUUCGUCUUGCUCAUGACCUAUAAGGAGUAACAGUUUAGAAAUGUAAAGUAUAGGCACAGUAAAAGAUCGAGCUGUACUGCUGCUGUAACAUCUUAAUUCACACACCUUUUGGCAAAGUGUUGCGUAACACUGGCCACAAUAGCUCCCACAUAGACACCUCAUAAACACACACACACACACACACUUCCAACGUUUCACCAACAAAUGAAGCAUUUAGAUGCACACAAUGUAUUUAUACAUACGUACGUACACAUAUAUUUAUCGUAAAUCUCAAUAAACUAGAGCUGCUGUAAAAAGACGUAAUAACGUAUGUUUGGUACAGAA